AGUGGUUAUUGGUUGGAGGGGGGCGGAGGUCGGAGGAAGUAUUUAUGUGCGUGCUUGGCAGCAGUGCACGCACACACACCCCGCCCCUGAAGACGCACACAGCCUGUCAUACACACGUCAUGGGUCUGCGGUCACCUUCCUGUCUGCUGCUGCUGCUGGUGCUGGUACCCGCCACCACUACAGCAAGCACAUGCACUGGCACUGAUCCCUGUACGCUGGACUGCGGCGGCUGUGGCCUGUAUGAGAAGGCUCCUGACCCUGAAAACUGCCGCGGCUACUAUGUGUGUGAUGGUACUGGUAAACCCUUUAAUACACCACCCCUCCUGUGUCCCGACGGCCAAGUGUAUGACAUCAACACUCACGACUGUAUCUCUGAAGACACAUGUAAUGAGUGCCCUCCGCAAUGUAGUUACGAGUGCUUAGGAACUGCUUCUUUCGCUGCUUAUGAUUUCAACUGUGGCGUUUACUAUAAAUGCGACGGUCACGGCGUUAUUACUGGAGUUGAGCAAUGCCCAGGCUCGGCAGGCACGGGUCUCUUCUUCGACGGGGAGUCUUGCCAGGCUGAUAAAACCCGGUGCUGUCACUGCCUCCCUUAUUGCUCCACAAAUGCUUUCAACAGUGUUAUACCUGACCCGCAGGACUGCCGGAAGUACUAUUUCUGUGGAUCUGCGCAGGAAAUAAGCGCCCAGUACGGCAUAUGUCCCACCGGGGAGAACUUUGACCCCGCCAGUAAAGUUUGUUCCGCCACUGUCGCGUGCAGCAUAGAUGAAGCUUGCCGGAAUGUGGUGGGCGCCGACGGCUGCAUCGACCCGUUUACUUGCCAGCAGACGGGCUACUUCGCCAAGUGCCCUAACCAGUGCACGCCUGACUACUACCACUGCACGGCGGCGACCGGUGACUUCCAAGACGUCAGUUCCUGCAGCGGCGACAAAGUCUUCCACCCUGACAACCACAUCUGUGUCGCCGUAGACCAGUGUCCCUAAAGUAAAGGCAUUUGAAAGAGUCCUUGAUGUCGGCCAUGAGGGGUCUCUCCCUCCGUACCACGCUGCCACAUCUCUGUCUCCAUUUUUUUUUUAAAUUUGAGCCAAGGUGCGAUGUGUCCUCACCCUUACCUUCCAGUUAGUCUCUCUCUCUCUCUCUCUCUCUCUCUCUCUCUCUCUCUCUCUCUCUCUCUCUCUCUCUCUCUCUCUCUCUCUCUCUCUCUCUCUCUCUCUCUCUCUCGAGCUAUCUAUCUAUCUGUAUCUGUUUAUAAGAAAACUACAUAUUCUGUGUGUUUAUUUCUGUAAUAAAGCUCAAUUUCAAUGAUUCCAUAGAAUAAAAAUAAUGAAAAUGUAGAUCAGCUUGUGGAAAGGAAAGACUAACAAACAGUGAAUAUAGAGGAAACGGAAGCCACUCGCAGAAUCCAUCAUAAACUGGUUAAUUUUUUUUUACAACAAAGGAGACAGCUCAAGGGCAAAAAAAGAAAAAGAAAAAAAAAAGACACUAUCUGCCUCCUAUUGUUUGCCGUCCUCCCCAUGGUCCUCCCUAAUCCUCCCUUCUUCCUCUUUCCUCGUCCUCCUUUUCCUCCUCUCUCUCAAUCUCUCACUCACAGUAACAACGCCGGAAAACAACAUCAAGUAUUGCGGUAUUUAUACAAAAUCCUUAUUAUCCUUAACACGAAGCAAUCAUCACUAUUGUCUUAUCGGGUUAUCACAUUAUUUAAUUAUAUUCAUUUGGAGUUAGUAAAUAGCUGACAUAUGAGAGGAAGAGAGAGGUAUUAGGAGUGUGUGGCAGAGCUGCGGGGCGGGACUGAGCCACACUGGUCAGCGCCAAUUUAGACUUUCAAAUGGCUGGACUAUAGGGGGCGUAAUGUAAGACACUUUCGCCCCUCACAUCAGCUAUUUCUAAAGGUCAAAGAGUGGGUCAGUCGGAUUCUAAUAAGUGUUUCUUCAGGUUCACGGUACAGAGGAAGGGUCACACUAUCACCAAGGUCAUUAAGCUACUCUUGGAAAUGCCCCUCACAACUCCUACGAACGGCUUGUCAAAUAUGUGUUCUUGGGCGGCUAAAUGUCUUAAAAUACGAACCUAGGUGUCCGUCCUGCUGCUCGCCUGGGUGUCAACGCUGCACCAAGGCGACCAGCCAGUACCGGGACUGCCAGAGAGAGGGAUGCGGCUGCUUCUGCGCUACCAUUUUGAACUCCUCUGUCAAAGAAUAAAACAAAAUAAAAAUAAUGGGUGAAGUAA
Eriocheir sinensis (Chinese mitten crab) is the source of this 2223-nucleotide messenger RNA. RefSeq lists its product as uncharacterized. Gene Ontology annotation, cellular component: extracellular region. The transcript has 2 exons. NCBI's taxonomy places the organism in Eukaryota, Metazoa, Arthropoda, Malacostraca, Decapoda, Varunidae. The record is from RefSeq and is a predicted model, not a curated record. Gene Ontology annotation, molecular function: chitin binding. The coding region runs from base 45 to 983 and encodes 312 amino acids.